AAAUGGGUGCAUCACCCCUACAAAGACCACGCUGGCCAGCCCGCAACACUGCUUAUAUACAAAGAAACAGACCCGGAAGACAGGGAACAGGACUUGGAAGCUCAACCUGAAUUCGCAUUCCAGGUCUACAGCACCAUUCCCCUAGACUCAGAUCAUGAAGCUCUGUGUCAAUAUCUCGCACAAGAGAUCGAUUUUCGACCCGGCCCCGCAUUUGAGAUCUACGCGCCGCAGCCGGACGCCUUCGCGUGUGUCGAGCAUCAGAGGCGCGAGAUUGCUCAUCGAAAGAGAAUAAGGCCUGGGGAAGAUUUCUUUCCCGGUAUCGCGAAAGUGGAGCCUAAUGAGUUCGACCGGCUUCCACAAGGAUUUCUUUUGGUCAUCACAUCGGACGUUUAUCGCGCGGGAUUCCAGGCCCAUGACCACUAUGAGAAAGGAACGGGCCCGUUAUUGGUGACAUUUAAUCGCAGCUUUCCUGGCAAGACAGUCGUCGAUGUGCGAUCGCGAUGCACGACCGCUCCACCAUACUGGGAAGAUGUGGAUUAUGAGCCUAAUCCGUGCCCCGAACGGAACGAGAUUACAGUGCAGAAGUGUCAGGAUAUCUGGGAAGUGAAGUGGGGUCUUAAAUGGACCUUUCGAAGGAGCAUUCAGCGUGAUUUUCAUUAUGAUUAUGGGCUUCUUGAUGACGAAGGGGAACCUUUUCCUGUCGAUCAGGGCAUCUCGCAUGAGGACCGUCAGUUGCUGGACAGUAAAGCGGAUUCACUAGCUUUGGGGAAUUUCACCGUGGCAUCUCAGCCGGAUGGAGCGGUGACUAUUACGACCGCUCCUAUGGCCUCAGAACCGGACUUAAGAUACAUCAUUCAUGUCGCCUUUCCGCUGUCAGACCUCCACCUGGCACAGGUUGCAAAAGCGUUUACAUCGACGCUCAUGGAGAAAAUAUCCGGUUCGAAAUCUGUGUAUCUUGAAUUCCACAGUUCAUAUGUGUCAUUCAGUCACAUAGUGGCGAAGCACCGUGCCCUUCUGGAGUCCCGGCCCGAAAUAACCAUUGGC
This is a messenger RNA of Aspergillus glaucus CBS 516.65, 1044 nucleotides long. RefSeq lists its product as uncharacterized. The record is from RefSeq and is a predicted model, not a curated record. NCBI's taxonomy places the organism in Eukaryota, Fungi, Ascomycota, Eurotiomycetes, Eurotiales, Aspergillaceae. The transcript has a single exon. The annotation marks the transcript as partial.